This is a messenger RNA of Hevea brasiliensis (rubber tree), 1431 nucleotides long. Its product is annotated as probable BOI-related E3 ubiquitin-protein ligase 2. The transcript is spliced from 3 exons. Gene Ontology annotation, molecular function: ubiquitin-protein transferase activity. The record is from RefSeq and is a predicted model, not a curated record. The coding region runs from base 266 to 1153 and encodes 295 amino acids. Lineage: Eukaryota; Viridiplantae; Streptophyta; Magnoliopsida; Malpighiales; Euphorbiaceae.
ACCAUAGGCUAAUUUUUUUUUUCUUUUUCUUUUUUUUUUAAUUUUUAAAAAAUAAAAUAGUAUUAGUAUCCUAGGCUCUCCCUGGUCUCCCCCAACUUUUUCCUUUUUCAAGUCUUUCAGCAUCUCUUAGCAUAUACCCAGAAACCAGCACAGAACAGAUCAUACAACCACAAGAGAAGAGAAGAGAAAAGAGAAAGAGAUCAUAGGUGUAGAUUGCAAAAAGGGGUGGUUUUUGUGGGAUUGUUUUGUUGGCUAUCAAAUAAAUAUGGCUGUGCAAGCUCAGUUUCCUUUGUGCGGUUCACAAGAUUGGAUGGACAAUAGUUGUGGAGGGUUUAAUCAGUUUUGUUAUUCUUAUCUUCAGCAAGAACAACAGCAGCAGCUGCAACAGCAACAAUGCAAUAUUCAGAUGAUGCAAAAUCAGCUGCAGAAGAAUCAAAAUCUUUGCUUUGAUAAUACUCUUCUUGGUUCUUCUAGUUUGAAAACCAGCAAUCAUCACCCAUCAAUGGCUUAUUCUCAAAGCAUCGUUGCCUAUGAUGAAAAGCAAAGACAAGAGAUUGAUCAUUAUAUCAGAUUACAGAAUGAGAGACUGAGACUGUUUCUGCAAGAGCAAACAAAGCAACAGCUAGCUUCAAUGAUGAAGAGAAUAGAAUCAAAGGCACUCCUUUUAUUGAGGCAAAAGGAUGAGGAAAUAGCAAGAGCAGCUAAAAGAACCGCAGAGCUUGAAGAUUUCUUGAAAAGAUUAGAGAUGGAGAGCCAAGUAUGGCAAAGGGUAGCACAAGAAAACGAAGCCAUGGUUAUAUCUCUCGACAAUACAAUAGAACAGCUGAGGGAAAAAGCCUCGUGUUGCUUUGAAAACGGAGCAGAGGAUGCAGAGUCAUGCUGUGAUAUGAACAGAGAAGAGGAAGAAGAAGCAGAGGAAACAGAGCAAAGAAGCAGAGUAUUUGUCGGUGAUAACGUUACAGAAGAAGAAAGAGCAAGAAAAAAGAGGAUGACGAUGAUGAUGGCAUGCAAAGGCUGUAACUCUAGGAAUCCGUGUAUUUUGUUCCUUCCCUGUAGGCACCUUUGUUCAUGCAAAGCUUGUGAGGCUAUUCUUGAUUCUUGCCCUCUGUGUCAAACGCCAAAGAAGGCUAGCAUUGAGGCUUUAAUAGUUUAGAUUUUCUAGGCCAGGGAAAAUAAUUUUCCUGGAAAAGUGAAAUGGAAUAGAACAAAGCGAAGAGAAGGGAAAAAAAAAAAGAAGCAGAAACCCAAUUCAAUGCUCCUGCAUGCAGGCACAUUGGCAUUGAUGAUUAGAUUUUAGUCUCUUUUUUUUUUUUCUGCCCUUUUUUGAGGGAUCCUUCUGUAUGAAAUUGUACUUCAAAAUCAGCAAGGAAUCAAUCAAUCAAACAUUGAAGAAGAGAAUUACAGGACAAGAAGAGAACUGUUACCAUAUUA